Molecule: messenger RNA, 3009 nt
Organism: Phyllotreta striolata
Lineage: Eukaryota; Metazoa; Arthropoda; Insecta; Coleoptera; Chrysomelidae
Source: the annotation of a GenBank genome assembly
GAUAAACGAAACGUCAAAAAUGUCAAUGUUUAUUUUUUAUUUAUGGUUAAAAUAAACUAAGAAAUAAACGAGUUUGUUAUAUGCAAAUGAUUCCCGUAUUUUUUAUAAGGAGUUACAAAUGUGAAAACUUCGGUUGGAAUUAAUAGAUAUUUAAAUUAUGAAAUGGUUACUCUUUUGAGUGAAAUUCAUUUCUGGACAACACAAGACGACGUUCUUGUUAAAAAUACAGAUUACGGUUCUUUUAAGUACUACAAUAAAAAAGAAGGAAAUGAUUUACUAUCCAGCCACAGUAAAAAGGAUUAUUGUGACAAGAGAGGUUUAUUAUGGUACUUACCGAAUAAAAGACCACACAAACUAAAAGAAAAAUUAAAAGAAUUGGAAGACCAUUUAAUCCACAGUAAAAUAGUCUCCUUUAAUUUCGAAGACACUAACUUAAUCCUCCUACUAUCAACGGGGUUAUUAGUCACUUUAACCAUAAGUGCAGCUACAGGUGAUCUAACGAACAUUGUGUUCGAUAAACAGCUAUCAGCCAAGCUCCAGGCCAACAUUAUAUGCGACGGGGCAAUUUUCAGUAACCACAUUAUUUGCAUUUGCAAUGAUGGCCACGUCGUGGGUUACGGAGGCCAGUGGAAGGAUGGCUGGGUGCUGGAAGGUGGCCCCCGAAAAAGGCUGAAUUAUUACGGUGAAUGGCUGGCUGUGUGGGGCAAAGCGGGGGCUGAACAUCCUCAACCUUGGAGUCCCCUAGCUAAAGACCAUCAAAGAGCUAAUUUGCACCUAUAUUGGAUACAUUCUGGUGACCCAGAAUUGUUAUCUUAUAAGAAAACCGAUGCCGAGCCGCUAGAAGUAAUUGUCAGUAAAUUUAAAGCUAGAACAUUAAUAGUGAUUGAGCAAAAAGUGACACAAAGAGGUGCGGUCUCGGUGGAAGUGGGCAAUUUAGAAUUAGUGGGUGCGAAUUUAAAAAGAAUAUCGGUCACAUCAGUACCACUUCAGACUCAAGUAAGCUGUUUGUCUUUGAGUAAAAACGAAGAAAGAUUAUUAAUUUGCUGCAUAGAUGGUUCGUUAGCUCUAUUAGACCGAAUCAGAGGUACCACCCGAACGAUAAAAGCCAGUUUCAUUCCGACUCUGCUCGACUGGCAUCCAGAUGGUGCUGUGGUUGCUGUAGCAAGUGAUAGAGGCCAGUUGCAAUAUUACGACACUGCUUUGAAUUGUGUUAAAAGCCAAUUUUUAAACGAAGAUUGUCUACCUUCGGCGAUUGUAAAUCUAUCGUCUUAUUUUAACUUGCAUUUCAGUAUAUCUUCCAUAUAUUGGACCAGCAAAGAUUUGAUUAUAGCUUUUGAACAAGGUCCAAUAGCUUUGAUUACGCAUGUAAAUAAGUCGCUGAAUUUCAACGCUUUCGUUCUAAACUAUUUGAGUUUAGGAAAAGUUGAUAAAGCUAUAAAAUUGUUGCUGUCGUGGGAAUUUAAAGAGGACAGUUUUUUUGCGCUACAAAAAAUAGUAGUGCAUUUGCUGCGGCAUCAACUCAACGAAGAUGUAGCUAAACAUUUGCAAAAUGCUUUAGGUUGUUAUUAUAACAGCCCCGUGCCUAUUAGGUCGUAUAUUAGGCAUAAAUAUGAGAAUCAAGUUGUUUCUUUGACGAGGCGAUUCUUCCAUCAAUUAGUCCGAUCGGAUAUGUUCGAAACAGCGUUUUUAUUAGCAGUAGAUGUGGGUCAUCACGAUUUAUUCAUGGAUUUGCAUUACGUGGCUGUUAAAAUAGGCGAAACCGAGAUGGCAGCUGCGGCUAGAGCUCAAGCCUCGGCUCUUUUGAGUAGAUGCUCAAGCGAAGCGUCUAAUUGUUCGCGUUCGUCUUGCUCACAAUGUACAGAAUCGGGCAGCAGCACCAGUGAAGAGAGCUCGUUUGAAAAUCAAUCUGAUACUCGAGACAAUUCGAGCACGAAACCACCAUCUUAUGUACCUCCUCUUCCUCUUAACUCUGAUAAUUGCCUAACAACUAAUUUUAAUCAACCGAAUCCCACUACGUAUAAACCACCUGUGAUCCACGCUUCCAUUCCUAAUACAUCUUACAUAAAUGAUUGUUUUCGAUACAAUUACACUCCAAGGGCUACUUAUGUUAAGGCGCCUCAAGUACCAACUAACUUUACAAAAAUCGUCCUGCCUCCUCCUUUACCUUCGAUGAAUAGUAACAGCAAACCGUUUAUGCAAAGUGCUGCGUUUGGCGAGAAUUUCAAUCUGAACCCGAUCGUUAGUAACGCUUUCUCCUUAAACGGCAGCGUAUUCAGCAAUGCUACCAUACAAACUACAUCGUUUAUGACGAGCACCAAGUUUACCAAUCCUCAAGUAUCCGAUAUUGCAUCGUCUUCGAAUAAUAAUUCAAAGAAACUCACUCGUUCGAGUCCCACUAAUAGAAAAGUUGUGACACCUCCUUUACCUCGAGUGUGUCCAAUCGUGAACUCCGAAGAUCUCAUAUCGUUUAACAUGGGAUCAGCGACCGUGGCUGGCAGCUCGCCUGCUACUAGUUGCAGCUACACCAACAGCAAUUUCGUUAAUAAUAACAAAAAGCACCAGCCUAAGGUGAAGUUUUCGGAUACCGUUACUGCUUUUAUCGUACCUGAGAUUAAAAGGCCGCAACGGCCGGUGCCUUCGCCUCAUGUCACCGAUCCUCAGAAGGAAUUGGCGGACAGCCUGCCGCUUUGUCACCCUAAUGAGGAUUAUUUGAAGGAUUUUACGCCGGUUAAAAAGGAGGACGGGAAUGAGGAGGGAAACAACGAGAAGCCUAAAAUUAAAGUUAUUCAUUUCGGAGUGGUCUGAUGAGGUUUUGGAUCAGAAGGGGUUGGAAGGAGCGGGAUGAGGAGCAGGAGCUCUUAUAGGAAAAUGGGAUGUUUGUAUUAUUUUUUCAUUCGUCUUUAUAUUUUUAUUAUUUUACAUUUAUAUAAAAUAUAAUUAAUACUCCCUUAUAUAAUACUCUGAACAUUUAAAGCAAUAGUAAAAUCUUCAGGUUAAUUGACAUUUGCG